Messenger RNA from Odontomachus brunneus, 9767 nucleotides. RefSeq names its product telomere-associated protein RIF1-like. The coding region runs from base 595 to 8571 and encodes 2658 amino acids. The record is from RefSeq and is a predicted model, not a curated record. Gene Ontology annotation, cellular component: nucleus. The transcript is spliced from 15 exons. Gene Ontology annotation, biological process: telomere maintenance. NCBI's taxonomy places the organism in Eukaryota, Metazoa, Arthropoda, Insecta, Hymenoptera, Formicidae.
GCUAGGAAGGACAGAGCAAAUGGAUGUCGAAUGCGGUGCGAAUUCUGCAUAACAAUAAGAAUAAAUCGAGAACGAGCGCUAGCGCUCACUGAUACGCCUCUAGCCAAAUAUUGAAGGAAGGAAGGAAGGAAGGAAGGAAGGACGAGCGCUAGCGCGUCUUUACAAAGUCGGGUGGCGCGCGAAACUGCUUGGUGUGUGCCAAACAAACGUGAGCCACUCUUGUUUGGCGACACUGCCGCAAGUCACAAAAUAUGAGACGCGAGGAAAGCUAGUUGUGUUUAGAAGAAAAACGUAAUUUCCUACGGCAAGAUAGAUUUCGUGAACAUAUCGUUUUACGUGUAAUUUGUGAUACGGUUGAAAAUUGUUCGCACGUUUUCUCGUUCGAGGCAAUUUCGGCAAAUUCUGUUGAUCGAGUGUAUCGGACAUAUUCAUUUCGGGUGUGAAAAUUUUUGUAAGACUGAGAGGAAAAUCGCGCGGCAUCGUAAGUGAGACGAAUCAAAGGGAAGAAUUGCAUAGGCGGGAAGACAUGAACGGUAAUCGGUAAUUGUCGUGUGGAAAAGGGAAGAAAAAGGGUAAAAGAUAAGACGUGACGAGAUGGCCACGAAUAUUUCUACGAUUUUUUCGAGAAUGCUGAAGACAUUGCGGGAAAACAGCAAUAGUGUCAAAGAAAAGCGCGAAGCUUUAACCUAUAUUUCCAGUCAAGCUAAGAAAUUAAGAUCAAGUGGUAUUAUUAAAGAAGAACGAUAUAAGGAACUAUGCAAAUUGGUUAUAGAAGCAUUUACAAAAGAAGAAGGAAGUUUGCAGUACGAGGCAUUAGGAGCACUCACUGCUAUUGUGCAAGAAUUUCAAGCACAUUCCUUACAUCUUUUUGAGUCAAUGUUACAGACAGAUAAAAGGACAAGAUUGAAAAUACUUAAACUAUUGGAGGUAAUGGAAGACAAUGCUAUUUCUGCAGCUGCCAAUGAUGGACAGGCUUUAAAUUUUUUUAAGGAUUGUUUGGCUAGUGUAGAGCCUACUUCAAUGGAGUGGAUAAUAUCAACAGCAUGUAUAGACAACUUGCAGAUGUUAACUAAAGUUGAACAUCAUGUAUUGUCGGAUGAACAAAAAUUAGAAGAGGAUACAGUUACUUAUUCACUUAUUCUUUUGAGAAGAUUGUAUAGACUGGCUGCUGUAACAUUUGAUCAAAACAUAGAAAGGUUUGACACAUUGUUGAUGACUAAGAUUGUAACAUUGGCCUAUAUGGGACACAAACGUCAGCGUGGUUCUGCUCUAAAAGUUUUGCAGCAAGCUAUUGCGUCUAAUUCACCAAGUCGCAUUCAUAAAAAUCACCCCGAAUUGUGGGCUCAGUAUAAAUCAAAUUUGCAAUCUGCAUAUUGUAAACGUAUGUUGCUUUUGGUAGAAGCUUGUGAAACAGAUUGGAGCAAUCAAUGGAACAUCACUAUCCAGCUUCUUGGUACAGAUCUUCAUCGUGGUGCUAAUCUUAUAAAUAAUUUACUGAGUGUUGAAGAAAAGGCCUUCAAAUCUACUGAUGCCAUUGUACGCAGACAAGCUUUCCUUUCGUGGAAAUUGUUGAUUGACAACUUUGCUUUAGACCAUCAAGAACUUGCUACUGCCAGAAGAAUAAAGUUACUUUGUAUUCCAUUAAAUGCUAAGAACAGUAAAACGGAAUUAAUUGCGUUGACAAAGUUAGAAGUUUGGUGGCACUUAAUUAUCAAAUUGCAUAAAGAUAUCGCGCAAUUUGUUAAUCCCGUUAUCACACAAUUUCUAAACUUCUGUUUUGGACCACUUGGAGAUACACCAUUACUUUCUUCCAACUUUGAUGUUGUUGCUUCUCCAGGCAAAAGAUUUUUGAAGACAAAAUUGGUUGCUGUAGAUGCGUUGUAUCAGUUGGUUGUUUCAAAGGAAGAAAAAUCUCUAGUUUAUGCUCCAAUGUUAGAAGAAAGACUUCUACAUCCUAUAUCUCAUACAAUCUUUCAAGAAUGUUCUAAAAACAUUACCUACAGUAUAGGAGAGGCAUUACUCAUUCUUGGACAACUUGUUGAUCAAGAAAUGAGAAAUCGUUAUCAGUUUGCAAAAAUAUUAUGGACAAGUUUGAUCGCAUAUAUUAGAGAUAUCAAACUUGAACAAAAGGACCAUCUAUAUAGAGAUGUGAUACUACUUGUAAUUGAAUUGGGAAACCAUUUUGAUAAGCCCAUGGUGAAAAAUAUAAUUUUUAAUGUAAUUUUGCCAGAUUUUAUUCAAAUCAUUAAGACUACUGAGUUUCUUGAUAAUGUGUUACCAGAAUUGGUAUUGAAAUUGUUAUCACUUCCAGUACUUUGCGAAGUGCCAGAGAAUUUCAACUGUAAAGAGAUUGAGUGCCUUCUUCAGAAGUGUAUUAGCUCAGAGAUUACAUGUUCUCGGAGUAUGCUUGGGUUUCUGCAGAUAAUAAUGUCAAAUCUAAAGUCAGCAAGUGAUAUACAUAAAAAUAUGAUAUUUUAUUUAGAAUUGUGGGCUGUAAUAGCGAAGAUAUCGACAAAAUAUAUAACAAAUUCUAAGAAGAUCGAUGAGGGUGAUAAAAAUGGACAUAACUUUAAAACUGUGAAAUCAAUUUUGUCAUUUCCAUUUCAAUAUACAACUUUGGAAAAUUCCCAACAGAUGCAAGAUGAAGCAAAAAUAUGGAAAACUUUGUAUAAAGAAUUUGAGAUACAGGCAAGUUCGAUAAGUACAGUGAAACCAAAUGAGAUUUUACUGGAUAUUGCAAGUAUGAUGAAGACUUAUUUAAACAUAAACAAUUGUUCUUUUAUUGUAAUUUGUUUGGACGCCUUAUCAAAUACUAUUGAUUAUGAGUACUUGUCGGCACAAAAUGGUAUUCCAUCUAUCAUGCAAUUAAUAGUAGAUGUAGCAACAAUUGCUCUUAACAAUCUACAAAGCUUUAACUGCGAAGUAGUUCUGAAAAUAUUGUCAGCUAUGCUUAUUACUAUAUAUGGACACAAUACACAAAGAAUAGUUCCAUAUCUACAUACUUGUAAAUCAGUAAUUGAACUUACCCUUAAAUCGCAGUUGAAGACACUCUCUAAAGAAGUUGUAAGCAUUUGGGAAAUUAUAAUUAGCAUUUUUAAAGGACUCGACAAACAAUUACAUCGAGAGCUUUUCUCGUUGUAUAAAGAAACAUUUUUAAUAGCCAUGCAUCAUCCUAAUUCAAACAUACAAUCUUUGACACGGUCUGUUUUUGAAAUUAAAGAUGGCUUAGACAAUACUACUAAGUGUAUGUUAGAUGAAAUGGAAACGGUAGAAAAAUUGCCAUCUCAUUCGAUAUGUGAUAGUGUUGUAAAGAAAAAAGAAGAAACAGGAAAAGCAAAAGAAAUACGCAUAAUUGGCAGUUUCUUAAAUAGAAAACCGGUUAAUACGAAGUCAGUAUCUAAUAAGCCACUAGAAAGGGAUGAAAAGAAAACGCUUAUACUACCUGAAUCUGAUUCGCAAGAUUAUGUAUAUAUAAAAACAGAUUUGAAAUUUGAUAUUAAUCGUUUGACGGAGCAUCAAAAAGAGACUUUAAAGAAGAAAAGGGAAGAUAUACCAGCAUUAUACAAUGAUCUGUCUCAAUCGUCCUCGCAAAACUCGCAAAAUUUGCAAGAAUGGUUCGAUAUGAAGACUAAACAUAUUAACGAAUCGGAUAAAGCCAAUAAUAAGAAGAACGACUUUAUAAUACAGAAGCCCAUUAAUAGUGAUGCUAACAAGGAAAAUAAGAUUACCGUUAUACAAAGUGAACUUAAUGUAAUGGACAAAAUGAUUAGUAUUAACAAUAGUAGCAGAUUAGAUGGAAAUGUCGAAGAUAACAUCGUUGAUACAAAGCAAAAGAAAGACUCGACAAAAGAAGCUGAAAGGAAAGAUUCUGGUUCACACGAUGAAAAUACACCUAAACAAAUCGACUUGUCUUCACCAUUGUUCACUGGAUUUACACUAGAAAGAGACGAAGACACGAAUGUCGCAUAUUCAACAGUAUCUGUCGCGAAAAAAUUAAAUUUUGAAUCUAAGGAAGAAUUUCCUGAAGAUAAAACACACGAACGGCAAUCGUCACCGUCAAUGUUCGAUAGUGCUAAACGACGACAUCGUAAUGACAAAAUCGGCUCGACAAGAUCGAAUUUGACGUUAAAAAAUGACGAAGCUGAUGAAAGCCAAAAGGAUUCGAAUAUAACAAAUAUUACACAAAAAACAUCGAGAACAAAACAUAAUUUAGCAAAACCUGGUACUAGCGGUUCUGAGAAGCCGUGCGAUGAUAUUAAUAUUAAGGAAAAUUCUAAUGAAAAUAAGAAAGGCAUUAAACGCAAGUAUGUGUCGGAUACUGAAUCAGAUGGAGUUUUGCAGCAACGUCGCAAGCGAAAAAUGAUUCCAUUUUCUAAAGACGUUAAUGACGAUAAAGAUAAGUCACAAGAUAGUGACAACAUAUCGUUAGAUACAAUAGACAUGGAUGGAUUGAGUCAACGUAUGAAAAAUGAAAUGUCUCGUUUAAAAAUUGACAUGGUAUUUGAUUGUUCUGCAGUAAAUCGUCGUCGAGCCAAACAAUCAGAUGAAGGAGAUAAAGAAACAACAACAACGUUAAAAAAAACUUGGACACUUGAUGAGAAAAACUUGAAAAUAAAAUUCUUGGAAGCAAGAUCCGCAGAAACUUAUAAGAAAUCUGUACAAACGACGGGGAAGAAUACAAAGGAUACAAAGGAUGGAAAGGAAGGGAAUGACAUAAAUCAACCUAAGAGACGAGGUAGGAGAAGUACUAAACAAGAAUCUGAUAAGAAUGAUUCUGACGUAAUUAAAGAAGCUAAAAAAUCCAAUGAUACUAUUGAUAAAGUACUUUCAUUGAAGAACUCGUCGGACAUAGAUAUAACACGUGUGGUUCCAACGACUAGCCAAGUAGUUACCGAUGUUACACAAGAUGUUACUAAUAAAAUACAGUAUGAAAAACUUGAUAAAGAUGAUUCCAAAUCUAUUUCCAACAAAAACGAAGAAUCAAUUUUCUCCAAGGUUCGUGAAUUGAUCGAGACGAGUCAAGAUGAAAUAGAAGAUGUUAUUGAAAGUUCACAAAUUCCUAACGUCAGUAUAAAAUUAGAUAAGAAAUAUAGUGAGAAACAGUGUUUCAUAAAAAUUAAUAAAAUAAUGAAUAUUCAUCCUGCUAAAACUUGCGAUGAGAUUAUUGAGAAAAAUUAUGUACCUGAAUCUAUCUCUGUAGAUUGUGGUGAUAAUGAUGUGCCUGACACGUGUGAGCAACCAAAUGAAGCUAAUACCUAUAAUAAUAAGGAUACAAGCGACAUAGGAAACAAAGAUAGUAUGAGUAAAGACAUGAUUCAUGAAACUGACAAUUCCAACAUGAAAGUUAUAGUUGCGGAAGGUCAGAAGGCAGUCGAUAGUUCGCCGUCAAUUAAGUCUACAAAUGUAAUAAGUUUUUCCUCACCAAAAAGCAGUGGCAAGGUAUAUUCCAAGAUUAAAUCCUUCACGGCUCAUGGACGCGCUGCUCACAUGUUAGGCUUAGUCACGAAGCAAUCGCGAAUCGAAGUUGAUAAUCCAACUGUCGAGGAUGACUCAUCGAUCAAGAAAUCAAGGAUCAAAGAUGUGGAAACUGAGAUGUUAACGAGUAAAAAGGUCUCCAUGGUUAAAGAGAUAGAUAAAAUAGGUGGGCCUUCUGGCAGUCGGCAAGAAAAGAUUUUUAAUAACAUGAGAUCGAGUGACUAUUGCACUUCUCCGUCGACGCACAUGUUUACUAACUUGAAGAACGAUGGCGAAAAAUUAUCGUCUAAAGUAGACAAAAGUACAUCAGAUUCUGUAUCGAUUGAUAGUUCGGUCGAUAAAGAAAACGAAGAGAAUACGUCGCUUUUGUGUGAAAAGAACGACCUACCAAUAUUGGAGUGGUCAAGCGCCAAUCCACCUUCAUUAACCGCAUCACCGAGUGCUAGCAUUCUGAAACGUCAACGAUCGACUAUAUCAGAACCAGAUCCAGAUUCUAUAACUCCUAAUAAGAGAAAACGAGUGAGUUUUGCGGAUCCACCAGUAUCAAGAGAAAUGGGCUAUGAAAUCUCUACGACGGAAUCUCCGAAUAAAUCCACUAAAUUUUCUACAGCACGCAGUCUCACGCUGAAGAAAGACUCUCCGCUUAAAUCUAAACAAUUUAAACUUAAGACCGUAUUAACUGAUGCGGAAAAAUCAUCAACUGAAAAUAAUACUCCGAGUGAAAGUAGCGCUGAAGUUGCUUUGCGAGCUGAGAAAGCGAACGAGUCGCUAAUAAAAAUGUCUGAAAAUACAGAUUCUGCAAGUACUGAUGAACAAACAUUUGGCAAUUCUUUGAAAAAGAACAAUGUCGUUGAAUUGGAUGUCGACGAGGAGGAAGUUGAGCAGGAAGUUGAAAUAACUGUAGAUGUAUUAUCUAUUUGUGUCCCAGAAACUCUAAAUCAAGAUCAACAGAUUUUACCUGAGCAAAGUACUGUGCCAAUGAACUGCAUUGAAACAGAAGAUACUGAAACACAGCAAGAUAUCUUUGAUGGAUCGGACACGAAGAAUAACAGCUCAGUGAUCCAGACAAGUAACGACGAUGCAAACACGUCCAAUCGAGACAAUUCGGUAGAUUCUAUUAAAUUAAAUGUAACCAAUGAUUCUGUGAUAGAUGCUUUACCUACCAAAGAGGAUAAUCUGGAUGAUACUGUGGAUAUCCAGAAUGUAAUCGGAUUGGAUUCUACUGUGAACACGGACGAAAUAUUCUGCGGAAAAUUGUUACGCAGUAGCACAUCCGCGAACGCGAAAAACGUGGCAGAACAAGAUACUUUGCCAGUGACGGAUUCCAUAUUCGCGAGUUUGCCAUCGAGUCAGGACAGCCGAUGCGAGAAUCAAAACAAUGUGGAACUUGACCCUGGAUUUCUGGAUUCCAUUCAGCCUAUCUAUCCGACAUUGUCAUCAUGUCGAGAACCUCUUGAUGUUAUUGUUGAACAAUUGAUUACUCCUCUUUGGAAGCAUAAUUUACAGUCGUAUUUUACGGAUAGAAAUCUGUUCACAGUUGGUGAUCUCGCUCAGUUAUCGGAGCGCGAAAUUAACAGAAUGCCUCUGAAGAAUAAACCAAAGAUUGAAUUUGUCAGGAAAGUAUUACGAUCUUAUGAGAGCACGUAUGGGGUUGUAUGUCAUAAAGAGGACGUUCCCACAGUUGCGUCUACGUCUGCACUUGUGUGUACGUCACCUGCGAAAUCGUUCAACAAACCGGAACAAUUACUUACAACCACGACAUCGGAUCAAGCAUAUCGUUCGAAGUGUCUCUUUGUAGCCAACAUUGUCGACGUAGCAGCUGUGCCACUCAACAAUGAAUCUUUAAGCUGUAGCACACCACUUGCGCGAUCUGCUGAAAAGUUGCACAACAAUUCGUCGACAGAGAAAUCACUCACCGAACACUUGGAUAGGACUAGCCCUAUGAAUAGCGAUGUUUGUUCUGAAAACAUUUCAUCGGUAUGCAGCAGUUCUGAUUUGUCAGCGUUAGACGCUUCUGCAGUAAAUAAAAAGCCAAACCCGAAAGUACUAAUUGUUACUCACAGCUCACCUGGGAAAUCCACCAACUAUGGUACUUUAACAAUGCUACCAAUUGCGACCUCGUCGAUCUCCAAAAAUCUUGCAACAAAAACAUCUUCUUCAAGUGACAAUAUAAAUGUGUCAUCAAUUAUAUGUGACGAACCUCUCAUCACUCAUUCGUCCAUUGGUGUUGGCACCGAUCAUACCUCAGAACCGGCAGUGCGUAAAACUACGAGGUCCGUUGAAUCCCAAAUGGAUCUCGAGGAUUUGCUGGAUGAAAUUGACGUGAAUGUUGUAUUGGAGAGCGCAGUUAGAAGAUGUAAUCCUGAAACUAUCCUAUCGCAGUAUAAGAUGAAGAUGAGACACUUGUCAGAGCAAGACCUAGUGAAGGAAACUGUCAGAAUGCUUGGUUUGCAAAAUAAACGCCAGGUUAAUGAUGCGUUGUUAAAAACGAUUUGUCAGGCUUACGGCAUCAACCAUGUUUUGCUUAGACUGCCUGACUGUUUCAAUUCGGAACAACAUUUCUUCGAGAAAGUAUUCAAAGCGUAUCAUAAGAAACUCAACCUCACUAAGUGUUUGGACGUUUUCGAUCCUGUUCAGUUGAAAAACGCGAUCUACCAAAAUAGCACGUCGACUGAGCUCGUUGAAAUGUUAUCUGACAAACUGAAGCAAGAGGAACAAGAAGGUAUCAGAAAACCUAUACCAGAAGUAUGGAGUUUAAACGCUAUGUUAAAGAGAUUACCUAUGGAUGUGAUUAUUAGCCAUACUGUAGCGAAUGAGGAGGUUAUCCCGGCGUCAGUAGUUUUGGACAUAGCCUUGCAGAAUAAUAGUUCGGAAGAUAUAGCGCGAGCGUUAAGUCAAUCCCCUACCAGGGUGAAAUGUGUCUUGGACCAACUUUGCUCGGCUCAGACUAGCGCUUCGCGUAUCGAGAAUGAAGAUUUAUCCAAAGAGUGCUUGCUUGACAUUUUCAAGCACGUUUGUUCUAAGCUGACUACGCAAGAAUUGCUGGACGUGUACCAUGAAGCUAUGACGAGCAAACUCAACGUAAAAACAGGAUAAUUAGAUUCGCAAAAGACGAAAAUCGCGUUAGCGGUUUUAAACUCAAUAUCACAGUUUCAAUAUGACUGAUAGCAUUGAUGUAUUUCAUACUCAGAAACCGCUUUAUUUGUCGUCAUAAUGCACAUCAUUUAACGUAUUCACGAAUUUCUCUCACAUUGCGUAAUUGAUUCUCUGUUAUCUAUAACCUUAUUUAAUUGUUACCACUAAACUACUGAAAUUUAGAUUACAUUGAGAGAUUUUACUUUCAAAUAUUCAUUAAAUUAAUUAGAUGAGACAUACUUAUAUAUAUAUCCUCAUUUGCAAUAAUCAUAAAACAUUUGUCAUGUGAACGUUUUAUAUUGUAUUAAGCAAAAUAAUUAUUUUAUAAUUGCCUGCAGCAUGAUGUAGUACAACUUAUGUAUAUAUUUAAAUAUCGUGAAAAGUUCUCUCUACUAUUUGGUUACAAAUUUAUAUAAAGUAUGAUAAAGUGGAUACACACAAAAAGGAAAAAUUUAGUUGAAAUUCAGUUUUUUCUUAAAAUUGCAAUUUAGAAAUGUUGUGACUUUGAUCCUAACGAUUACGUAAUGCUUAUUUUUUGUACAUCCAAUAUUAAAGCGGUAUUAAAAACUUUUUGUGUGUGCAAGUUUAUAACUGUUUGUUUGUUGGCCACAUUUAUUAUGUGAAUUUAGUAAUGUUGCGCGACUAAGUUAUGCAUAGUGUAUUUAUACUACGUUGUUCCUGUACAAACAUAGCGAUUGCCUCUUUUAUAAAUCAGCAUCUCAUGAGAUCAAAUGAUCAUCAGUAAUUAUUUAUUUCUUUAAACACAAAUUUUUCUUUAUGUGCUGAAUCUGUUACCUUGUUGUGUAUAACAUCUUCCGAGGUUUAAUAUCAUCGUUGUGUUGCAUUAAUCAAACUAAUUCACGUUUGUCUAACGUUUUAGCAUUAGAUAGAUUCCUAAAAAAUUACGCGUUUAGCAUGCGACUGCUGAUUGAAUAAAUUGAAUAAAUUUUUAUGUAAAAAGGUCUCAGUUCUAUAAAAUAUAAUCUUUCUUGAAUCAAUGUGUCGAUACACUUACAUAUUUAAACAUUUCAAGAUACUAAACAACAUAAGGAAAUCAUUUUUAAAUGUAAGUCAUAUAUCAUUGUAAAUAUACAUGUAUGUAUAUCAUUCAAAUUGAUGGAUUAUCAAUAUAUUCACUAAUUAGUAUGUUCUUUUUA